UUUCUUCUGGAGCCCAUUUGCUUGCUGCUUGUGGGAUCAAGUUUAAAGCAGCAUCGUGAUUGGCUCACGUCCUCUCUCUCUCUCUCUCUUCUGAAGAAGCUUAAUAAGGAGAUGAGAUGACUCUACGAGAAUACCUGUCGAAGAUGAGGGUUGGAAGAAAGAAGGCUGGGAACAGAGAAAGCUGAAUGAAAAGGCUGAAAGUUUUAAAAAGCUAAGUUUAUAAAAGAAAGCUGAGGGUUAUAUUAUUGAAGGUAAUCGCAGAAAGAGUGAGAAUUCACCACCCAUGUUAGGCAAUAAUUCUUCCUCUGUCGUUCCUUCUUCUGAGCCAUUUUCUUGCUUGGAAAACGGUAAUAACAACAAGAGGAAAAGAAGGCCCGCAGGAACUCCAGAUCCAGAUGCAGAAGUGGUUUCUCUUUCACCCAAAACACUAUUGGAAUCGGAUCGCUAUGUCUGCGAGAUCUGCAACCAGGGAUUUCAGAGAGACCAGAACCUUCAGAUGCACCGGCGAAGGCACAAGGUGCCAUGGAAGUUGCUAAAGAGAGAGAAUCCAGUGGUGAGGAAGCGAGUUUUCGUGUGCCCAGAGCCAAGUUGCCUGCAUCAUGAUCCGUGCCAUGCUCUGGGUGAUCUUGUUGGGAUAAAGAAGCAUUUCAGGAGGAAGCACAGCAAUCAAAAGCAAUGGGUCUGUGAUAAAUGCUCUAAAGGUUAUGCAGUUCAAUCAGAUUACAAAGCCCACCUCAAAACCUGUGGCACCAGAGGCCAUUCUUGUGAUUGCGGUCGUGUUUUCUCAAGGGUGGAGAGUUUCAUUGAACACCAAGAUGCUUGCAGUUUGGGACAUCUCCGGCCGGAACCAGUACAAGCACUACAGCCGGCAUGCUUGUCUCGGACGGCUUCAAGUCCGAGCCCAUCCAGCGAGACCAAUUUUAGCACAGGUCCUUGGCCAACUUUAGUUGUGCCAAAGCCAAAACCACCAGACACGACAUUCUUCAACCCUACUGCUGGAGGGAACUCAUCCAGGACUAUAGCAAGCUACCACAAUCUGGAGCUUCAGCUCUCGACCACCUCGAAUCCCAAUGUCGAUUCCUCGGUUUCCCCUAAAAGAGAUCAUGACACUCAUUCUACCCAACUUCAGCUCUCAAUUGGGUCAUGUGAAUUUGGAGAGAAGAAUGAAUCAAACAUCGCUAAUAGAUACUCACCCAAGGAGCUGAGCAUUAAAAGUGAUCAGAAAUCUGUAGUGGCUGCGUCAAGGCUCAAAGAACAAGCACGCGAGCAGUUAAAGCUUGCCAUUGCCGAGAAGGCUCAUGCCGAGGAGGCUAGACAACAAGCAAAGCGCCAGAUUGAACUAGCAAAGCAGGAAUUUGAGAAUGCAAAGAGACUUAGGCAACAGGCGCAGGCUGAACUAGAUAAGGCUCAGACUCUGAAAGGCCAUGCAAUCAAACAGAUUAAUUCGACAAUUCUUCAAAUAACUUGCCAUGCCUGCAAGAUGCAAUUUCAUGCACUGACAACUGUGCCUUCCGAUGAGAAUUCUCUGGUACUGAGUUACAUGUCGUCCGCCAUAACCACAGAAGGUGAAGUAGUAGAGAUCGACAAUCGGACUGAUCAUGCAAAAUCAGCUAACCCUUAAGAUCUCUCUCUCUGUCAACGCUUUUUUUUACCCUUAAUAUUCUGUCUACCAAUAUACGAAGUGAGUUGUUGUGGCCAUAUUAGGUUUUGAUUUAGAAGAGUGAUCAUGUAUCUUGCAAUUCAUGUUGUUGUUUUUUGUUCAUAAUUAAUUUGGUAAAUGCGGACUA
Messenger RNA from Juglans regia (Persian walnut), 1787 nucleotides. RefSeq names its product zinc finger protein SHOOT GRAVITROPISM 5-like. Gene Ontology annotation, molecular function: DNA-binding transcription factor activity. Lineage: Eukaryota; Viridiplantae; Streptophyta; Magnoliopsida; Fagales; Juglandaceae. The transcript has 4 exons. Gene Ontology annotation, cellular component: nucleus. The coding region runs from base 284 to 1621 and encodes 445 amino acids. The record is from RefSeq and is a predicted model, not a curated record.